Molecule: messenger RNA, 621 nt
Organism: Vigna umbellata (rice bean)
Lineage: Eukaryota; Viridiplantae; Streptophyta; Magnoliopsida; Fabales; Fabaceae
Source: RefSeq, a predicted model, not a curated record
AAAAAAGUAUUUUGCACGUCAUUACAAACAUCUAACUCCCCAGACAUCAUAAGGGGUGUCAGAUUUUGUCUAAGAACACAUACCAUGAAAUCACCUAAUGUGAAAGAAUUACUAGAGAAUCCUCAAUUUCUUCAAAGUGCCCUGAAGGGAUCAUCCAGAGUGAGUGCGAUGGAAGAUUUUGCUAACAGCUUUUGCGGUUGGAGUUGGGAGGAGAACAAGUUGUUCGAGCUAGCUUUGGCAGUGGUAGAUGAGCAACACCCUGAACGGUGGGAAGUGGUUGCAGCCAUGGUUGGAGGAGAAAAAAGUGCAGGAGAUGUUCAAGAACAUUACGUCAUCCUUCUCCAGGAUUUACUCGUUAUAGAAUCUGGAAAACUGGACCAUAAACUUGGGGAAGUUAUGCCUGUUGUCUUAGUUGAGAGCAAGGAGUCCAUAUGCUUCUCCCACGACGAUUCAACCAUGUAACUCCCUUUUAUUUGGUUCAAACCAUAUUCUUUUAGAAUGGAAGCAACAAAUAUCUGUCAUGAAAUUUCUUGGUCUCGUGUUUCUGUUGAUCAAGCUGUGUGAUUGAUAUGUUGAUUCCAGCUUGGUCAUUCAAUUGGAAAUAAUAUGGUAAUUCAUUUA